AAAAAAAAAAAAAAAAAGAUUGGGUCAUUCGCGUUUCUUUCUUUUUUUUUCUUUUUUUUUUCUUUCAACCACAUAAAAUAUAAUGUCUUUAGAAGAUUUAUUUAGCAAACUAGCUGUUACUACUGUUAGUACUGUAUCAAGAAUUGCUCUAAGUCAUGCUACCAAUGCAGCUAUACGAAACGUGACAACAUAUAUUACACAGCAAACAACAACAGAAUCUAAAGUAUCCAAUAAAGAAUUGCUAGCUUUACAACGACAGCUUGAUCUCAAAAUUAAAAACCUAAAGCCUGCAGUCGAUAUGAUAUCUCGAAAUGUGGCCAACGGAAACUUGGAUUUGGAACCUGCUUUGGAAAUGUGCAACGACCUGAAACGUGAUUUGGAUAUAUUUACGCAAGAAACUAAAACAGCUCUAAAGGACAAAACAGAAUCUGCAAGAUUAGUGGAAAAAUUGAAGCACUUACUGAAUCAAGUGGACGAUACGGUACCUUCUCUCUCUUUGUCUUUACGAAAUAUUGACACAUCUCAAAAAGUAUCUAGCAGCAAACUAAUUCAAGCAUCAAAUAUCUUACAACAACAAUGUGCCCCUACAUUUACUGUCACUUUGUAUUCAUUGUUCGCAGCUAACGUACGGCCUGCCGCAGUUAUGACACCUUCCUCAAUUGAAUGCACUUGGAAAGAAGAAGCACGAAAAUGUCAACUGUAUAUCGAAAAGCAGCAACGGCCAUCAACGGAUACCAUUGGAUAUGAUUUGGUUUUGAAGGAAGACACCAACGAUGGACUGUAUCAUGAUCCAGAUGAAGCAGUCAAGGAGUGGCGUUGGCAAGUAGAUCGUAUCAAAAAGAUGUUUUAUACCAACAGUGGUCAACUCCUGAAUAUUGAAGAUGCAAAAGCCUCAGUACUAGUGAUCAAGCUAUUAAAAAAAUCGAACAACUCUGAUCCUGACAACAACUCUCAAGAACAGGAGGAAGUCGAUAUAUUGUCUUCAUCUUCUUCUACAACGUCAACUCCCGCUAAUGUCAAAGUCAAAGAAACUACUCCUAAUAUUCAUCGCGACGAAUUACAACUAGCAGAUUGGUUUGCAUUGGAAAUUUGGAACGAAAAGGGACAGGAUCUGAACGAUGAUUCUAGUGAUGAUUCAGACAAUGACGACAAUCCCACUAUCGGCAGUACCGGAUCGAAGAAAAAUAGGAUCAAUCUAGACAAGGAAACGAGCGCUCCUGAUACGACGAACACAGAACCUCAUCUACAAAUGAAUCUUUUACUUUUGGAAUCAGUCAUCAAGCUCGCGUUAUUGGAAGUGACGGAACAAAUCAAUCAUUUGAAUGCCUCGGAUGAAUUGUUGAAUAUGUACAUGUCAUGAUUUUCUUGUUUUUUAUUUUUAUUUUAUUUCUAUUUUUUAGAAUCCCUAUUGUCUUGAUUCCUUUAGUUGGUCAUUUUUGUAGCAAACAUAUAUGUAUUACUUUUUAUUUACCACUAUCCUUUAUAGCUUUGUUUACUUUUUGUUUCUAUCUAUCUUUUUAUAAUAAAAUCACAUCAUGUAAAAAAAA
This is a messenger RNA of Halteromyces radiatus, 1547 nucleotides long. RefSeq names its product RanGTP-binding protein-domain-containing protein. The coding region runs from base 83 to 1360 and encodes 425 amino acids. Gene Ontology annotation, molecular function: GTPase regulator activity. Gene Ontology annotation, cellular component: nucleus; cytoplasm. The record is from RefSeq and is a predicted model, not a curated record. NCBI's taxonomy places the organism in Eukaryota, Fungi, Mucoromycota, Mucoromycetes, Mucorales, Cunninghamellaceae. The transcript has 2 exons.